UUAGCACACACGGUAUCCGAGACGACUGCCCAAAACAAAGUGUUCGUUUACGAACCGCAUCUUGUGGCUAAUAUCGCUGAGCUAAUUCAUCCAGAAAAGGAGAUGCCAAAUACGAUGCAAGUGUAUGCGCUUUGUGCGCUGGAUGGUGUCGCACGGCACCGUGGGAAACUUUCAGAAGUCCUCACUGCGCUAAACGCUUCGGCAAACCAUGGUGUACUGUUACAAAUAUUGCGCAAAAUCAGUCAAGACUCGACAAAUGUCCAUCCACGAAGCUUCCUCGACGCUUUGUUUACGUUAAUGUCAUGUCUUUUGACAAAUCAACCUGGUGGACAAAUGCUUAUUUCGGCAGGAAUUAUACCAAUUCUUGUACAGAUCCUGGGAAAUCAGCAAUGUAUUUAUACUAAGUUUGUUUCAAAGGUGGUGGGCCUUUUGGAUGCAAUAGUGAAUGCAUAUACGACUUCUUUCUCGGCUUUCUGUAAUGCCGGAGGAUUGGACACCUUAUUGGCCAGAAUCAAGGUAAGUAAGGAGAAGGACGUUACCGGCCAAGCAACCAUCCAUGUCGCACCCGGAGCUCUCGCGCCUUAUGAUCGGAUUUCAGCACUCAAGUCGAUGCUCAAAUUCCUAUUACGAAUGAUGGAAUCUUCAGGCACAGCCGAUGGUCUUCGGAAUCUGAUCGAGUCUUCGGUACCACAGACUUUAAUACAAAUCAUCGCUCACCCAGACAUUUUUGGCGUGAGCGUGUUGACACUUGCAAUCAAUAUCAUGACGACAUUUAUCCACACGGAGCCGACAUCAUUACCAAUCUUACAAGAAGUCAAACUGCCUCAGACGUUUUUGGAGACCAUUUGCAAAUACAACACUCCCAACAGCGAAAUGCUUAUGGCAUCGGUCAACGCAUUCGGUGCUAUCUGCUUGAACCCACCGGGCCUCGAAAUGUUCAACAAGGCAAAGCCUUUGCCGCACUUUUUCGACUUGUUGACCGAGCACGAGUUUCUUCGCAACCCUACAGAGGUAGACAAUGCAACGGCAUUGGGUAGUACCAUGGACGAGCUGACGCGACAUCAUCCUUCCCUAAGACCUGCAGUGUUUGAAUGUGUGGCACGCAUGAUCCGAAAGGUGGUCGAGAUGGGCAAGAGUGAUAUUGGCAAGCCAAACGACGACACUCAUUUGUUGAAAUUGAUGCCUGCUGAUACGAAUGCUGUUACGUCUACUUUAACUUCAGACGAUAGCAAAAAGGACGAAAAGCCAGAAUGUUUAUUGGUGUCAUUUAUCGAUAUGGUUGCACGGUUCUUGGAGGGUCUUUUCCAAAAUGCAGCCAAUAUCCGAGAUUUCGUUCAGGACGGAUGUCCAGAGAUCCUCUUGGAUUACUACACACUUCCACUGCUGCCUGCGGAUUUCUCAGUGACAAUCGCCUCCGACUCGCUUGCAUACAUCUUCAAGAUGAUUAGCGAGACCAGCACACUUCCAACCAUCUUGGCGAUCGCAGAGAAAGCCAAGCACUCCAUCAAGCUCAUAACCGAGGAUAAAGACUUACGGCGACGGAGCAUGGUCCAGCCCUACAUUGAAGUGAAAGAAAAUGAAACUGAAAAGAUCCAAAAGGGUAAUGAGAUUUUCAGACAAUUGAUCAUCCUGCAUGGCUAUAUUGGCCUUUUAUCCAACAUUUGCUGCUCCGCUGGUUUAUCGCCCGGAAAGAAUGCCAGCUCACUCGUUGCUGAGUUCAUGGCUGAAAACGAAGACAACAACAUUAUCCUCCUGCUAGGUCAAUUGCAUCGAAUCAUGAUGUGGGAGAACUUUUUGCUCAAAGAUUCCAUGCCAAGCUCGUGGUAUGCUUUCAAGAUGGCCAAGAAGAACAAGAAUACUGUGGCAGACCAUCCACUGGGUAUAUUUGGCGUAGACGGCGCUCAGGAUGACGCACUGCAGUCCUCUUCGCAAGAAGAAGCACCAUCUUCGUCCUCUCCUUCGGCACCGAACAAAGAAGGCGCAUCAGGUGAACAGAAGGACAAGGCCGAAGAAAAGGUUCCAGAUGCAAAUGACCCGCGAAUGCAAAACAUCAAGCACUUUAAACUACUUCUUGGUGACAUCCCCCAGUUCCUCAUGCCCGUUUUUCAAGGACUUGUCAAAGCGUCAACGAGUCGUCGUGCUAAUGUGGAUGCCGCUCAAAAGGCUCAAACAUUCAAGCUAGCAAACUGCAUGUCGCAGCUUUUGAAAGAAAACCUUACAUGGUCAUGUGCAACUAUGAACGAUGCUCCACCGUGCAAAUACGACUAUCUUGCCACAAUGUAUACGAUGGUCUCAUUACUAUUGAUGGAUGAUCGCCCGCAACCGUCAUUGCAUACACCCAUGGCGCUAACGUUUGAUCGACAAGGAGGUACUGAUUUACUGUUGCAGAGCCUGGACGAAAAUUGGAAGGCGGCGUCUGCCAUCCAUACUGCUGCACCGAUCAAAGAAUCUCGGUCCAAAGAACAAAUGGAUUUAUUGUCUCGUAUUCAAGGCAGUCUCGAGAUGUUAUUGACUGUGUUGGUAUACACUGGCUCACCCAAACUCUUACACGACUCACCGUACACAGUACCGAUCGUGGUUAAAGAACGUAAAUCCCCUGAUUACUUUGAUCCGUAUGAAUGGAGCAUUUCUAUGCAGCUCAAGCUCUCGUCUGUCAAACAAUAUUUGCAUGCUCCUGAUUUGAGCGAGUAUUCGCAAACUGUCAUCCAUGUACUGCUCGAUAUUAUUUUGGAAAUUAUCAAGGGUGAAGGUGAGUCGAGCCUUAAGACCGAUUCGUAUAACGCAAUGUCUUCAACAACAGCUCCUAUCACGUCGCCGUUUACACUGUUGCGUACGCCUGUUGUUGCAGACGAGCGUGGUGUGCAAAGACUUGUGGACAUGGGCUUUCUUCGAUCUGCUGCCGAGCAUGCUAUGGUUCGAUGCAAUAACCAGAUCUCGCGCGCCGUCGACUAUUUGUUCAGCCACCCUGCUCAGAUGAUGGGUUCAAAUGCGGCUACUGCUGGUACCGACGAUGCAAACAACAGUGGUGAUAACACUGCAACUCGCUCUUCAGAUGCUCAAGAUCAACAACAACAACAACAAUAUCCGACCAAUAACGACGACAUUGAAGAAGACAGCGACCUUGAAGAUGCCGACGAAGAUUACGAAAGUGCUGCUGCUGUUGAUGAUAAUAACGGCAACAAUGACAAGGGUAAACAACGAGCGGAACCAGCGUCUGACGAGGUGAAGGAACUCCAAAAGAUUCGGUCGAGUAUGAAAACAGAAAUUCCUCCAUUGGUGUUGGACCUUGUUGAUAAACGCGAAGAUGUCAUCUUUGAUGUCCGAGACUUAUUGGUCACUUUCUGCAAGAAUGGCAAGUCCAAGAACGGCGACAAUCAGCAGCAGCAAGACGAGAACAAGGUUGCUGAAGAGAUUCUGACUUUGUUGAUCCAGAAGAUCGAUGAUGCACGACGAAAGAUGAACGAAUCAAACGUUCUCAGCACUCGCUUGCGUUUGUUGGCUUUGCUUUUCCGUGAACAGUCGAUGCAAUCUAGUAUCCCCGAAUGCGCCCCACGGUUAUCGUUCCUGUUUGAUAUGGUGAACAAGGCCAGUGAAACAUCGGUCGAGAUGCCAUUGCCUGCUUGGCUCACAACUGUCUUCUUAGUCAUCGAAACAUUUAUUUCACAAGCUGAUGAGCCCAAGGACGUCAAGCUCAAGCCUAUGCCAAAACCGACUGAUGAAAACGAUAAUGCCAACGAAAAUGUUCACGAUGAGGAUGAAACGAUGGGAGAAGCCACCGAAGGGCCUGUUUCAAGCUCAACAACAACAGCAACUGCACCUGUCGAUCCCAAGCCUAUGGAAUCCGAACCUGAACCUGUGGUGUCUGCCGACCAACGAACACAACUGUUAUCCAACUGUGUUUCGUUCCUAAAAAAGACACAACUCUCGCGUAACGACAUAUAUGCCAUUCUUCGCAUUUUGGUACGCCUGACAAAGUACAACGAAGCAGCAUUGCAAUUUGUCGAGUUUGGUGGCUUGCCGUUGUUGUUCACCAAGCCGCGUCACAGUCUCGAGGGUCUUCAAGGACAGCAAGCCUUCAUUAUGCUUAUUUUGCGUCACAUUAUUGAGAGCAAGCCCAUCGUAGAACAGAGCAUGGAAGAACUGAUCACUACUUGGUUUACGAUUCCACGACCACGCAACAUGGAUAUCAACCAGCUCGUCCGUACCAACGGCCACGUCGCUUUGCGUGACCCAGACGCAUUCCUUGAAGUGACCGGCAAGAUUUGCCGAUUGUCCCGGUUUGAACCCGCUGUACCGACAUUCCACGUCAAGAAUUUCCAGCACCAGCAGCAACCGCAACAGCAGCAACGUCAACGCUCUUCAAGCUCGUCCGUUGUUGUUAACCACUUGCUGCAAGAAUUGAUUCAAAUUCGAUCUGAAGAGGCGAAUGCACCAGAGAAGAAGACGACCGAGGCUGAAAAGAAAGCGGAAAAUAUUCGGGGUGGGUACACAGCCUUUAUUUUGCAGUGUCUUGUGGAACUUAUCUCGUCGUACAAGUCAUGCAAAUACGACGUUUAUGCAUUCGGUCGCCGACGCAACAGCAAGGACGGUAAUAACAACAACAGCAGCAAUCGUCCACGCCAUGCCAUUCUGCAUAUUCUCGUCAACGAGCUGUUGCCCUACAACGCUACUAAUCCAACCGCCGAAGAAUCGCGCAAACAGCAAGGCAUGGCCAUGUGGACAGCAUCUGUCCUAGUCGCCAUGUGCUAUGAUGGUGGUGCAGAAACAUCGGACUUGACGCAAGUCCGCAAAUUUGUGUUGGACGGUGUCAUUCGUUCGCUCAAGGACGCGCUCACUUACACGGGUCCAUUGGUACUCAAGUAUGGCAAGUUUCUGGCACUGUCUGAACUCUGCCAUCGUGUUUUGAACGCACGUUUUCACGCAGUGGGUGCACCAAGCCAACGGACUCAAGUCGAUACUGUCACUAGCAUUGCCAAGCUUAUGCUCGAUAGAAACUUUGUUGGCGCCCUUACCGCUGCCGUCAGCGAGGUUGAUAUCAACUAUCCGCAUGCAAAGAUUGUUCUAAACUCGGUUCUCCGUCCUUUGGAACAACUUACCAAGAUGGCCAUUAAGAUAUCGGACGAAGCAAAGGAGGAUGGCAAGAAACGCGAAGAGAUGUCCUAUGUACCAGCGAACACUGGUGCUGAGGGUGAAGAAGAAAUGCCGGAUCUGUAUCGCACCUCCGCUCUUGGCAUGUUUGAUGGUAGUGUAAUGGAAGAGGAUGAAAUGGACGAAUUCGGCUCCGAAGAAGAAGAUGAAGAAACAUUCGAUGAAGACGAGUUCGAUGAAGAAACAGAUAGCGACAUCUCAGACAUGAGCGAAGAUGGCGAAGAAGGAGACGAUGUGGAUAGUGCACUGAUGCAUCAUUAUGAUACUGACAUGGAAGAAGAUCACGACGACACGCAUGACACGGACGGAGAUUCAGAUAUUGGCGAUUCGGACGAUUCUGAUGGAAUGGACGAAGAAGGCCGGGAAAUGACAUGGCGUCUGGAAGAUAUUGAGGAUGACCCCGAUGUCAUUCAUAUGGAUUCCGAUGACGUUGAAUCGAACCACGCACAUGAUAUGCGUCACCGCCACUUAAAUGAUGGAUUCGGUGAUGAGGGCAGAGACGAUGAACUCGAUACUUUGGAUCAAUCCGACUUUGACGAAGACGACGAAUCACAGCGUAUUGAGGAUGCAGAGAAUGAUCUGAACGAUGGCGUGCUCCUAGACGACGAGGAUGUUGAAAAUCCAUUCUUGACCCAAGAUCUUCCAACAGACGGCAUCAUUCUCGAAGAUGAUGGGCGACCGGGCUCCAUGGCACCCUUUAACUUCCGACGCUUCGAGCGCCCAUCGAACCGUGGUAGACUUAUUGUCGAACCUGCUAUAGGCCGAUCGUUCCGUGCACCUGGUGCCAUGGGCGGUAAUGUUGCCGCCGCCGUUGGUCAAGAUGAUGUCAUAACUCACCCACUCUUGACCGAAAGCCAGAAUGCCGGCCCGAGCACCCAGCCUGGACGCUCGCUCGCCAACAUUGAUGCUGAUAACCGGCCUAGAUCUGGCGGCUUCAGCCAAUGGCAAGCAUUUGAAGAUAUCCUUGGUGGCAGUGCCAUCCGACUACUCGAAAGCUUCUUGACUCAAGCACCUAGCGGUGGCCAAUCGGGCGCUCUGCGCGUCGAUGUCCAGGGCCGUACUGGAGGCAUUAUGCGAACAUUCGAGUUUGACCAUCCUAUGCAUGCUCCACGACCGCUUCCAUCCACGUCUCAUCAUCCUGCUCCCGGCGAGUCCCAUAGUCCUGACCAAAGCCGUGAAAUGCUGGCGGUCUUGCAAGAUUUCCAACCAAUGUCUUCAUCAGAUCGAUGGCAACAAGAAGCUCGAAUGAUGUAUGGCGCGGCUGUUGCAGACAAGGCAUCAAAGCUUAUUUAUCCGCUCGUAAACAGGCUGCUUCCCAUUGCUGUUGAAGAUGACAGGAAGGCGCGCAUCGAAGAAGAAAAGAAACGUCAAGAACAACGUCGUCUUGAAGAAGAAAAGCGCAAACAGGCCGAAGAAGAGCGAUGGCGUCGUGAAAAAGAAGAGCAGGAAAAGAAAGCUGAGGAGGAGAAGCGACAACGUGAGGAAGCCGCCGCCGCCGCCGCAGCUGCUGCUGCUGCUGCUGCUGCUGCUGAAAGCACUGCACAACAACAAGAAGCACCAGCAACAUCUUCCAGCACGGAACGACAGACGAUCACCAUUAGCGGCCAAGAAGUCGAUAUUUCUGGCACUGGUAUUGAUAUUGAAUUCUUGGAAGCCUUACCAGACGAUCUGCGCGAAGAAGUUGUAAACCAACAUAUGCGCGAACGUCGCUCUUCGACCCAAGCGCCCGAAACCGAUUCGAUCAGCUCUGAGUUCUUGGAUGCUUUACCACCGGAUAUCCGUGAAGAAGUGCUUAACCAAGAAGCCAUCGAGCGUGAACGACGCGACAGACAGCAGCGCCAGGAGCCUACGGCAGAGGGUGCAGGUAACACCAAUAAUUUGACCAAUCGUCUUGAUGCAGCUGUCAAUGAACUUUUCCCGCCAGCCGUUCACCGAGGACUGCAGGCGCAGGAUGGAAUUGGUGGAGGCAGCGGCAGUGGCCAGCGCAAACCAGGUGUUCACCGUAGUGCCAUGCAACUUGUCGACCGAUCACAGCUUGCCACACUGGCACGUUUACUGUUUGUACCGCAAUCCAUUUCCAAAUCAGUUUUGAGUAAGUUGUUGAUCAACUUGUGUGAAAAUCACAAGACCCGCAGCGAUUUGUUGUCGUUCCUUGUCUGUGUCCUGCACGACGGUAGUGGGGAUCUCGCAGCUGUCGAUCGAAGCUUUGCCCAACUGUCGCUCCAGUCCAAGGGUAUUUACAAGCCAGUAUCCAAGUCCAGGGUGGCGGCUACAACAUCAGCCAAUACUGAGACCGUUCCUAACCUGAUCACUCAGCGGUGCCUGGAAUUCUUGAUGCAAGUUGUCCAGUCCAACGACCAGUCUCUCACCUACUUUUUGGUGGAGAAUGAUUGUCUUGCUGGUUUGAAGCGCACAAGCAGCCGCAAGGGUAAAGCCAAAGAAAAGGUGACUCCGUCAAGCAAAUACCCGCUGUUGGUUCUGAUGAGUUUACUCGAUCGACCUGUGUUCAUUGAAAACCCGAGCUUGAUGGAAGAGUUGAUGCAUUUGAUUAUCACCAUUUGCCGACCGUUCCCCGUGCUUGUCAAGAAGUACAGCACCAAAGCAACGACGGAUGAAGCAAAGUCUAGCAAGGGCACAGGUUCCAAGGACGAGCGACCCAUGCCAAAGCCGCCAACAAUUCCAGACCACUACCUCAAGCUUGUGGUGCACGUACUCACGUCGGGUGAAUGCUCAAGCAAGACUUUCCAGUACACUCUGAGCGCACUUGCCCACUUGUCUGCCCUCGACGGUGCUCAGCAGGCAAUCACGAACGAGCUUAUGCAGAACGCAAAGGAAUCAGGAAAGCAGAUCGUACACGAUCUUGGCGAUUUGCUGGAUAAUCUGGACAACGCCAUGGUUGGCACAGAUAUCCAAGGCUCCGCUCUGUCUCAGUUCUCGGCAGCCACUUCCCAUCAAGCCAAGCUUUUGCGUGUGCUCAAGACCAUCGAUUAUUUAUACUCUCGCAAGUCAUCGGCAGCAAAGAAGGACGACGAACAGCAACAGGUCAAGAACGAGAAGCGUGUGCUGGAAAUCUACGAGGACCUCAACUUUUUGCCAUUGUGGAAGCUACUUGGACAGUGCUUGGCCGUGAUUCACGAGAAGGACGACCUUAUCAAUGUCGCAACCGUUUUGCUCCCACUUAUCGAGUCGUUCAUGGUUGUAUCCAAGUACGCAGCUGAAAAGGGUCAACAACAGCCGUCAUCAUUGCCACGUAGCGGACCUGCUGGUCCUUCUGAAGACUUCUUCUUUUCUUUCACCGAAGAGCACAAGAAGAUCCUCAACAUCAUGGUCCGCAACAACCCAUCCCUGAUGAUUGGCUCCUUCUCUCUUCUUGUCCGCAACCCCAAGAUGCUCGAGUUUGACAAUAAGCGUAAUUACUUUGUGCAGCAGCUUCACAAGCGCACAGGUCCGCGUGAACAUUACCAGCCAUUGCAAAUGAACGUGCGCCGUCAGUAUGUGUUCGAAGACUCGUAUCAUCAGCUCCUUGGUCGAACCGGUGACGAGAUCAAGUUUGGCAAGCUCAGCGUAAGAUUCUAUGAUGAAGAAGGUGUUGAUGCUGGCGGCGUUGCUCGCGAAUGGUUCUCCGUAUUGGCCCGCCAAAUGUUCGAUCCCAACUAUGCUCUGUUCAUCACGUCAGCGGCGGACAAGCUUACAUAUCAGCCGAACCGUGCCUCAGCAGUUAACCCUGAUCAUUUGAGCUAUCUCAAAUUUGUUGGUCGAGUCAUUGGCAAGGCUAUCUACGAUGGACGACUCUUGGACGCUUACUUUACGCGUUCGUUCUACAAACACAUUCUUUGCCGCCAAGUCGAUUAUCGAGACGUUGAAGCUGUGGAUCCCGAGUAUUACAAGAGUUUAGUGUGGAUGCUCGAUAAUGACAUUACGGAUAUUAUUGACUUGACGUUCAGCAUCGAGACGGACGACUUUGGCACUACCAAGGAGAUUGAUUUGAAGCCCGGUGGACGAGACAUUCCUGUGACCGAGGAGAACAAGCAUGAGUACGUCGCUCUGGUGACAGAACAAAAAUUGACGACUGCCAUCAAGGAACAGAUCAAUGCGUUCUUGCAAGGCUUCCACGACGUGAUCCCUGCAUCGCUUAUCCAGAUUUUCAACGAACAAGAGCUGGAAUUGUUGAUUUCGGGUCUGCCAGAUAUUGAUAUUGAUGACUGGAAGAACAACACAGAGUACCAAGGCGGUUAUACAGCUGCGACUCCUCAAGUACAAUGGUUCUGGCGUGCUGUUAGAAGCUUUGAUCAGGAAGAACGGGCCAAGUUGCUACAGUUUGCUACGGGCACGUCUAAGGUGCCAUUAGAAGGCUUUGCCCAUUUGCAGGGCUCAGGAGGUGUUCAACGCUUCCAAAUCCACAAGGACUUUGGUGGUGAAAACCGGUUACCGUCUGCACACACAUGUUUCAAUCAAGUCGAUCUUCCAGAGUAUGACUCAUAUGAAAGCCUUCGUAGUAAUUUGUUCAAAGCCAUCAGUGAAUGCUCGACUGGAUUUGGAUUUAUAUAG
Messenger RNA from Zychaea mexicana, 9696 nucleotides. RefSeq lists its product as uncharacterized. The transcript has 23 exons. The record is from RefSeq and is a predicted model, not a curated record. The annotation marks the transcript as partial. Lineage: Eukaryota; Fungi; Mucoromycota; Mucoromycetes; Mucorales; Lichtheimiaceae. Gene Ontology annotation, biological process: proteasome-mediated ubiquitin-dependent protein catabolic process; positive regulation of protein catabolic process; protein polyubiquitination. Gene Ontology annotation, molecular function: ubiquitin-protein transferase activity; protein binding.